Molecule: messenger RNA, 1191 nt
Organism: Drosophila navojoa
Lineage: Eukaryota; Metazoa; Arthropoda; Insecta; Diptera; Drosophilidae
Gene: Eb1
Product: microtubule-associated protein RP/EB family member 1
Molecular function (GO): microtubule binding
Source: RefSeq, a predicted model, not a curated record
AAGCAGUCGAUAACACUACCAGAAGACAGUUCGUCAUAGAAUUUGGAUUUCCUUUGUCAUUAAUAACGUUGGAAUAAUAAAAAGAGCGGUUUAAUUUAAAACAGCGACUAUAUAUAUUACAAUUAAAUAGAUACGCCCAAAAAAGAUAUGGCUGUUAACGUAUACUCCACAAAUGUGACGUCAGAGAAUCUGUCGAGGCACGACAUGUUGGCCUGGGUGAACGAUUGCCUGGCGUCGCAAUUCUCCAAAAUUGAGGAACUCUGCACGGGCGCUGCCUACUGUCAGUUCAUGGACAUGCUGUUCCCAAAUUCAGUGCCCAUCAAGCGUGUUAAAUUCCGCACAAAUCUGGAGCAUGAGUACAUACAGAACUUCAAGAUCUUGCAGGCGGGCUUUAAAAAGAUGUCAGUUGACAAGAUAAUACCAGUUGAUAAACUUAUUAAGGGUCGUUUUCAAGACAAUUUUGAAUUUCUACAAUGGUUCAAGAAGUUUUUCGAUGCCAAUUAUGAUGGACAGGAAUAUGAUCCACUGGCGCAGCGGAAUCACGUGAAGCUGGGCAGCGGCGGACCCGGCAGUCACACUGGCAGCGGCGUUGGCAGCAGCAUCAAUGAAUUGCACACGAUGCACCGACAGAAGCUCAUCUCCUCCCAUUCCCAUUCCCAGCAACAGCAGCACCAGCACUCAUCGCAUGCGCAGUCGACAGUCAGCAAUGGGCGCAGCAGUACGAUGCGCAGUAGAACGGGUAUGGGAUCGCUGCAGAAUAUUGUCGAUGGUUUUGAAAAUGUUCAUAAUGCAAGAGAAGCUGUUGACGGUGAUGGUCGCUUAGUUUCUAAGGUACCGCCACGGACAAACAAUGCGACGCCGCCGAAUCGAAUGACGGCGGGAACAACGGGAGCUGUUAAGAAGAACGAUGCGGUGACCGCGCAAACGAAUCAACAGAUCGAAGAGCUGUCCAAUCAGGUUCGUCCUGAAGUAGAAAUAAUGGAUAUGCGUCUGAAUCUCGAGGGCUUGGAGAAGGAGCGCGAUUUCUAUUUCUCCAAACUGCGCGAUAUUGAAAUACUUUGCCAGGAAGCCGAUGAGGCUGAACCAGGUCAGUUAGUUCAAAAGAUUUUGGACAUUCUGUACGCAACUGAGGAUGGCUUUGCGCCACCAGACGACGCACCACCAGAGGACGAAGAAUACUAAAUAUAGUCA